AAUUACAAAACCUUCAAAGACAGAGGAGGAGAGAAAAUUGAAUAGAGCAAAAAAAAAAAAAAACAGAGAAGGCAUGGCGGAGGUAGCAGCAGAGACGAAGGUUCAGAGCAAGGUAAUAGUAGCAAUCGAUGAAAGCGAGUGUAGCAGUUAUGCGCUCAAGUGGGCCCUCCAAAAUCUUGAUGACAAACUCAAAUCUGGCCUUUUACUUUUUAGCGUCAUUUCUAUUGAUUACAGUGGAGCUUUUGCAGGCGGUUACGGCUCUCUUCCUGCUGAUCUGAUGACAUCAAUGCAAGACAAUCAGAAGAAGUUUGUAGCUUCUCUCUUAGCGAAAGCCAAGGAGAUCUGUGCAAAGCACGGGGUCACUUAUAUAUGCAGGUUGAUGCUGAUACAGUGUCUGUUAUGGGCAAUCCAAAAGAUGCAAUAUGCGAUGCAGUGCAGAAAUAUCAUUGUCAAUUGCUUGUUUUGGGCAGCCAUGGUAGGGGGGCUGUAGGAAGGGCUUUCCUUGGAAGUGUCAGCAACUACUGUGUUAACCAUGCAAAGUGUCCUGUUCUUGUUGUAAGGCAACCGUUCUGAAGAAAACCUUCAUAUUGCUGUCAUGUAAAGACAAGAUUUCAGUUGCUGUUAUGUAAAGACUAGCAAAUGCUGCUUUGUUUGUACUGUAAAUAUGCAGCUAUGCUAUGUUACAAUGUAUUAUGUAUACCGUAGACACUGAUAAAUAAUGUUGGUGUUACAUAGAUAGUACAGGUUUGUUGUAAAGAAAGAGCUAAUUUCUUUGUAAUAUUGACUUUUACUAUAAAGUUUACUCUGUUCAGUUUA
This is a messenger RNA of Beta vulgaris subsp. vulgaris (sugar beet), 816 nucleotides long. Its product is annotated as universal stress protein A-like protein. NCBI's taxonomy places the organism in Eukaryota, Viridiplantae, Streptophyta, Magnoliopsida, Caryophyllales, Amaranthaceae. The transcript is spliced from 4 exons. Bases 74 to 490 code for a protein of 138 amino acids. The record is from RefSeq and is a predicted model, not a curated record.